AUGGGUUCGAGGUUAUUUGAUGAAUUCCAAAAGAAAAAUACUGCCUUUAAGGUGGGCAAUAUCAAAACUUAUAAGAAAGAUGUGAAUCUAAAUGAUGAAAUCGUCAUUUCUAUUCCUUUGAAAAAUUCUACUAAUGGCAAGCCAUAAGAGCUGAAUGAGGACUUUAUCAAAGUUAUUGAAUAUGAGUAUGCUGUGCGUUACCUCGAGGCAAUGGGUAUUGAAGCAAAUUAGAAAAUGAUUCAAAACCUUCUUAAAAAUCAGCCUCUAAGCUCUUGUGAGCUUUCAUCAGGAUGGAACAAUUCUGGAGAGGAGUUUAAUCUGGCAUAGUAGUUGUAGCAAAGUCCCUCAGAUGGAUAAGGACUAAAUACAGUAAGAAACAAGGACAAGCCCAGUUUGCUAGCGCAAGGCUCAGGCUCUCUAUCAGAUGAAAAAUUUUUGAAAAGCAUGCUAGAGGACAAGAGGCCAGCUAACCAUCAUGGAGUAGAUAUAACGAAGAAACUCUAUGAUUAAAUUCCACAUUUCAAGAAAAAGUCUAAGCAGUAUGAAUUGGCAAAGGUCAAGGCAGAUUUAGCUGAACAAGCAGCAGAGGCUAAGAGAAAGGAUCUGAACAUGUCAGUGGAUUAAUGGAAAUAUAAAUUCCUAUAUCCGUUUGGCAAUAUCGCUCCUAUUAAUGAAGUCAGCAACAAAACUGCUAGAAGAAGUAGUGUAUUCAAUGAAAGUAUCGAGUCUGAUUUUAACAGCAAAGCUUUUAAUGAGCUAGUAUCUUAGAAGUACCUAUUUCCCAUAGAAAAGAUUCACAAGCCCGAAUGGUUAAAAGAGCUGUAAAACCCGAUAUCUGUAACGCCAGAAGAUAUCAUAAGAGACAUGUAUAAAUUUGUUAAGGAUUUUCCGAUUGAAGUUAUACCUCAUAUGACAGAGGAAGAACUAUAAGCAAGAAGUAAAGAACGUGAAGCUAAACCUAAAAACUUUGAUUAGCUUAUCAAUAUAUAAAAGCCGAUCAAUCUUAGAUAAUCUACUAAUAUGACUAAGGAUACAGAUUCUUAAUAAAAAAGUUAACUGGUUAAUAAGCAAGGCUCUUUACAUUUUGAUAAAUCAGUGUUGACAUGUCAUCACAUCUAAAAGACAUUUGAAGAGAUUCAUAAUGAUAGAACAGCAAGAUUGAUAGGUUUGAUAUCUCAUUUCGUUUACUGGGUGACAUUUGGUCACAUAAAUUAACUGCCACUGGACAACUAUCAUCUCAAAUAGCUGUUUAUUUCAAUUCUUUAGUGUGUCACCUAAUUAGAGAUGAAACAUGAUAAGAAGAGAAUUUUCGCUAACUUCGUCAUGCCUAUGGUCUUGCUUGCGAUCAGAAUAGAAAUCGAAGUCAUAUUCAAGAACAACUAUCCUAGUUUUAUGAGUGAGGAGGAAAACGACAAUCUAGCUAUGAGACUCAUCAAUGGAGCAAUCACUGAGGUGCUAGAUCCAAAAAUAUACUAUAGCAGAUUUUCAUUCUUAGAGUCAGGAAAAGAAGCAAUAGAUAUUAAAUCUAAGAUGUCUAAGAAGACCUCUCCGACUAGGAUUGACCCAUCUUCUUCUGGGCUAGCUAACCCUGGCAAUGCACCAGUUGCUCUUCCAAAUGUCAAGAAUAAAUAUUACACCAGAUCAACUCUUGUAAAAAAUUUGAUACCAUUUCCAAGCGAGGGCAAAGUAAGAGCUCUAUUUGGAGAGCAGCCAAACUUUACUCUACCUAAGAUUGGCGGAGGGGGACAUAGAAACAGCCGUACAACUGAGACUGUGUUUUAAGAAGCAAGCUAGAUGCUCAAUCAGCAAAACACUAGCUAAUCACCUCAAAGGCAUGCAAGUAUUGAUAGACAGUACAUGACAAUGAGUACUAGUGGUGGUCCAAACCCAGUUAACAUAUCAGAUUAGAGAAUUUUCCUGCAUCAAAGUGAUUCAAAGCAAAGGAAUCAUCAAAGUCCUCACUAUUAGAUGAGCUAAAGUCCAAUGAUUCAAAAGAAUCUUUAGAACAUUCAGAAGCCUCAAUUCCUUGGCAAUAGAAUGGCAAGCAACUUUGAAAUUCAGGAAGAUAUGUAAAAAGAAUCUAGACUUCUUGAUAUGAUUAACAAAGUGCAAAUGUUUUAGAUAGCAGGGGAUAAGAUCAAUAAACAGCUUAUUUAAAGAAAGCUAAGUCCAGUGUUUUAACUUAAGAUCUCAGAGAACCAAGAUAAAAACAGCAAAAAGAAUAUCGAUAGAAGCACAGACAAUAGUAGACUUGACAGGAAAGAUUGA
Messenger RNA from Stylonychia lemnae, 2268 nucleotides. The record is from the annotation of a GenBank genome assembly. Lineage: Eukaryota; Ciliophora; Spirotrichea; Sporadotrichida; Oxytrichidae.